AUGCGGAAGUCGAAUGUCCAUGUCACGACGGUCGGCGAGGAUCUGCACUCCCACGCCACAGAAGCAGCCCUACGAGUUCAUCUCCGGCAGCGCCAGCGUCCACCUAGGCCUUUGAAGCUUCCCACCUACCACAUUCCACCCGUCCAUGACGUCCGCAAUUGCGCGGAGUACAGCAAGUGCCAGCAGGAAUACCCUACAGCAGUAGUAGCAGGCAGCAGAAAUAAGCAAUGA
Messenger RNA from Morchella sextelata, 231 nucleotides. RefSeq lists its product as uncharacterized. The transcript has a single exon. The record is from RefSeq and is a predicted model, not a curated record. NCBI's taxonomy places the organism in Eukaryota, Fungi, Ascomycota, Pezizomycetes, Pezizales, Morchellaceae. Bases 1 to 231 code for a protein of 76 amino acids.